CUCCAUACUUUCCCUAGUGGUGAUUACUGGAAGUAAUGGUAGCAAAAACCUUCACCUUUGUUUUAAAUAAAUGAAAUUUUCGAACUGUCCAAAAUCUUUUAAAUUGCUCUACCGGUAGUGAAUCUGAAUCUUCGCAACUGAUUCAAUCAUGACAGAACGAGAGCCAGUUAUAUGUGUUAAUGUGUACUCAACUAGUGCAACUGCUGACAAUCUCAGCCGACACGAAAUGCUUAAUUGGGUAAAUGAAUGUCUUCAGAGUCAAUAUACAAAAAUUGAGGAAUUAUGUUCAGGUGCUGCUUAUUGUCAAUUUAUGGAUAUGCUUUUUCCUGGUAGCAUAUCUUUAAAGAAAGUCAAAUUUAAAACCAACCUUGAGCAUGAAUAUAUCCAAAAUUUCAAACUUUUACAAGCAGCAUUUAAAAAAGUUGGUGCUGAUAAGCAUAUACCAGUGGAUAAAUUAAUCAAAGGAAGAUUUCAAGAUAAUUUUGAAUUUUUGCAAUGGUUUAAGAAGUUUUUUGAUGCCAACUAUGGUGGUCAGGAUUAUAAUCCCUUGGAUGCUAGAAAUGGAAUAAUGAUUGGCACGGAAGGGAAAGGAGGAGGAGUUAGUAAUAAAUCAGGUUCCACAAGUCGUCUUGCACCUAAUACUAAUGUGAAAUCAAUUGCUCGUGCAGCACCAUCUCCUCGAACAACUACAACUGGUUCUAGAAUAGCUGCUCAGAGGACAAAUCGAAUUGCUGCAGGUGAUCAUCAAAGAAUAGAUGAACUUACAAAUCAGUUAGCAGAAAUGAAAGUCACUGUUGAUGGGCUUGAACGAGAAAGAGACUUUUAUUAUGGCAAAUUAAGAGAUAUUGAAGUGCUUUGUCAAGAACAAGAAAUGAGUGAAGAUAAGCAAGCAUUUGUUGAACAGAUCUUGGAAAUUCUGUAUGCUACAGAGGAUGGUUUUGCUGUUCCUGAUGAUGUUCCAGAAGAUGGUCUGCCAUCUCAGAAUGAUGAGGAUGAAUAUUAAUUCUGAAAUUGCAUGGGGGAUAGUGCUUGAAAAAUAAACUUGGAUAUCUCUGAAGACAUUCUUUCAUUUAACACGCUGUUUUAAAUUUUAUGAAGAUUGUUGUAGUGUUAUUUGCACACACUAAAAAUUACUUUACCACCCUCAGUAAUCAACCAUAGUGAUCUCUCCUUUAUCUAUUUGCUCUCCUUUUAAAAAAAAAAAUAUUGUUAUGUUUCAUGGCUUGUUCCAAGAAGCCUGGUGGACUUAAUAAAAAUUGCAUUUAUGGAGAGUUUCCUUAUAGUGGUUCUUGGAAUUUGCAUUCUUGUGAAUGCUCAACUAACAAUUUUAGAGGUGGCUUUAUCCCUUCUAGCUGUCGCCUGUCUGUGGAAAAAGAUGGAAUUAUGUUCAUGUUAUGCAAAUGUAUUUUAACUAAUUGUUAAUAUUUUGAAGGUUAAAAAAUAGAAGUGCUUUAAAGUGCUUUUUGAGUGAUAUUUAUUAAAACUGGUUAUACAUGUAUUUUCCCCCUAUGAAGUUGAUAUUUUCACUACUGAAUUUCUUCUAUUAUAUCUUUGAUUUUUUUUUAUUAAAUUUUCUAUGUGAAUUAUUACUUAAUUCUUUUACCUUAUUAUAUUGACAUGUGUUUUGAUAUGUGAAGUGUUUUACAAAGUUGUGUUCUAGAAUACAUUUUAUGAAAAUAGCAUCUAUAGAAAUUUGAAUUUAUUUGGUCAGAGUUUAUAUAUGCAUGUUUUUUAAAUAGGAGCAGUAUAGCUGAAGUAUUUGGUGUAAUCCAUUACUAAGAAAAUUAUUUUAUGUUUAAGUACCUAAUAGUUAUUUUUUUAACCUUCUGAAAGAGUUAAUGAUACUUAAUAUUUGAAAAAUAUAUAAUGAAUCUAAAUGUGUGGCAUAUGAAUGAUGUUUAUAUGUAUAAUAUACAUUUGUAAAAAAAAAAGAAAAAAGGAAGCUACCAUACUGGAAAUACGUGGCAUGAAGUAUUAAUUUCUCUCUGUUUUGCUUAUACUCUAAUUGAAAGAAUAAAAUGAAAUUUUGAACAAGCCAAGGAAAAGGGGAUCUGUUUAUAAGUUAUGUGAAAGGCUUAAAAAUUCUCUGAGCAGUGCUUAAGUAUAUAUAAAUUCCUAAUAUAUGUUAGAUUAAAUACAUUCAAGCUUGAUAAAUUUUAAUAGCACAUUAAGAAAUGUUUUCAAUUGGUGCAUUUUGCAUUGAUUCAAAUGUGAAAUAUUGUCAAGUAUAGUUAACUUUACAGUGAUUUAUCUUAUGAAGGUGCCAAGCUAUGUAAUUGCUGAAAUUAGCAUUUGCUAUGAAUUUCUGCAAGACUAAGCAAUUAGAAGUUUCAAAGUAUUUUCCAGUUACCUUUGUCUUGAACUUUUUUUAAUAUAAAAUUUAAUUCUUUUGAUCGUGCCAGUUAGAACUAAAAAAUAUUCAUAAAAUUAUGCUUUUAGGUCAAAAUAUGAGCUUAUUAAAAUUUCUUUGUUUUCAACAUUUUAGAAUGUUUAGAUUCUUUUCAUCAAAUUCUUGAUUAUAUACCAUAUUACGUAAAAAUGAGUCUUACUUGAUUUUAUUUCACAAAUGUUUUAGGAAAAAAUUGCAGAAUUUUCAUAUUUUUUAUUAUGUUGUACUGCUCAGGCUGUUAGAAUCUAUUCAAAAUUACCUCUACUCCUUUCUACAUCAUGUAAAUUUCUUUUGGCUUGAACAUUCCAUGUUUGCUUACCCGAUUUUAAUUUGACUAAUUCCUUAAAAUAUGAACAUAUAAAAUGUUUGUUAUGUAUUGCAAUGGUUCCUAAUAUAAUUAACCUUAAUUUUAAUUACUUUAGUUAUGUUUUUUCUUCUCUUAUUUCAUAUCUGAAAAUCAUUUUUCAAGUUCAUAGGUACUACAAAAUGUUUCCAUUCCCUUGUAGUAUUUGUUGAUCUGAAAAUUAUCCAGUGCACAUUAUUAAUUUGUAUUUGAUUUGCUACCAACCUGUAUGGUUCAGAGUUAUUUUUAAAUAAAACAGCUGUGCAGCGCUUACAAA
This is a messenger RNA of Argiope bruennichi, 3009 nucleotides long. It is a transcript of the gene Eb1, whose product is annotated as microtubule-associated protein RP/EB family member 1-like. NCBI's taxonomy places the organism in Eukaryota, Metazoa, Arthropoda, Arachnida, Araneae, Araneidae. Gene Ontology annotation, cellular component: spindle midzone; cytoplasmic microtubule; microtubule plus-end. Gene Ontology annotation, biological process: protein localization to microtubule plus-end; regulation of microtubule polymerization or depolymerization; spindle assembly. Gene Ontology annotation, molecular function: microtubule plus-end binding. Bases 149 to 1003 code for a protein of 284 amino acids. The transcript has 8 exons. The record is from RefSeq and is a predicted model, not a curated record.